GCCGGGCGGGGGCGCGCGGGCCGACACUGUGCUCCCCGCGUCUUUGUGCCACUCGGCGCCGCCGCCCACUCUCCCCCCGCGGGCCGUGCGCCCCGGCUGGAGGGCGGACGGGAAUAAAGGGCGACUCCGGGCGGGGCGGCGGACGCGCAGCGCGGACACCCGGCCCCGGACCGCGGACCGAGGCGCGGCGCGCGGAGCCCCGCCCGUGGCCGAGCAGGAGCGGCGGCCCUGGGGCCCCUGCCACGCGGGACCAGGUGUUCACUCUGCUGAGUCUGAUACACUCCCCAUCCCCCAGGUCUGCAUGGACCCCAGUGCCAGAGAUCUUCCCCCACUACUCCAGAUGGGCAGCCUGCCAUGAGAGGAAGGGCCAGCUGAGUACAUCAGGACACCAGGAUUUGGCCAGAAGACCGUUCCUCUCCUCCCAUCAGGACUUUUCAAAGACUGCUCUGCCAUGACCACAGCGCGGUGCCGGCCCACCUGGGACCUGGCCCUGGACCCACUGGUGUCCUGCAAGCUGUGUCUCGGGGAGUACCCAGUGGAGAAGAUGACGACCAUCGCCCAGUGCCAAUGCAUCUUCUGUACCCUGUGCCUGAAACAGUAUGUGGAACUCUUGAUCAAAGAAGGAUUGGAAACUGCCAUUAGCUGCCCUGAUGCUGCCUGCCCCAAACAGGGCCACCUACAGGAGAACGAGAUUGAGUGUAUGGUUGCAGCUGAAAUCAUGCAAAGAUACAAAAAGCUACAAUUUGAAAGAGAGGUGCUCCUGGACCCCUGUCGGACUUGGUGCCCGGCGUCCACCUGCCAGGCUGUGUGCCAGCUCCAGGAGAUGGGGCUGCAGACCCCGCAGCUGGUACAGUGCAAAGCCUGCGACACGGAAUUCUGCUCCGCCUGCAAAGCCAGCUGGCACCCUGGCCAGGGCUGCCCAGAGACCAUGCCCAUCACCUUCCUUCCCGGGGAGACCAGCAGCUCCACUUUCCAACUGGAGGAGGACGACGCGCCCAUCAAACGCUGCCCCAAGUGCAAGGUGUACAUCGAGCGGGAUGAGGGGUGCGCACAGAUGAUGUGUAAGAACUGCAAGCACGCCUUCUGCUGGUACUGCCUUGAGUCCCUGGAUGAUGACUUCCUUCUGAUCCAUUAUGAUAAAGGGCCCUGCAGGAACAAGCUGGGUCAUUCCAGGGCAUCUGUCAUCUGGCAUCGGACACAGGUUGUGGGCAUUUUUGCUGGAUUUGGGCUUCUGCUCUUGGUGGCCUCGCCUUUCCUGCUCCUGGCCACUCCGUUUGUACUUUGCUGCAAGUGCAAGUGCAGUAAAGGCGACGACGACCCCCUACCCACCUAGAGGAAGGCGUGAUGCUGGAACAAGACCCCACCUCCGGAAAGCGUGGUUCUCUCCCAUCCCCACCCCGCCAUCCCCCUCUCACUAAACAUGUUUCUUGCCUUAUGUGCCCCAUUGAGCUUCACAGUGUCACGCCGGGUGCCGUGAUUUCAGGGACUCAUAUCAGAUCGUUGGCGGAGGCCCUAGGUGCAGUCACCCCGGCGUGGGGGAGGCAAGGCUGGCAUGGGUGGGACACAUCCCACAGAGGCUGUCUCUGCAGACUUGACGAGGGAGCUGCUGUAUGGACCACCAGGUGGUGGUAGACUAGGAACGUCUGGUGUUGCUUAGGAGACCUUCUCUCGCAGAAAUGUUGUCCGUCUCCUCCUUGGCUUCAAGCUGGCGCCACGUUGCUGAGAGAAGAAGUCUUUUAAGGAUCGCAUCUCACUUCAGACAGAAUCCAAGUGUUCUGAUUGAGAAAAGCACUCUGUUUAUGACAACUCUUUUUAUUACUAAUGGCAUUUAGUAAAAUCCUUUAUAGAAGGUGUUUUUUUUUUUUUUUCCAAAUGAGUAGUGAAAAAUCAACAAGGUGCAUUGAAACCAUCCUAUGCCUUUUCUUGAAAUGUGCAUUUUAAGAAGUUAUGGUUAAAUGACCUUUCUGGCUCGGCCACUUUUCAGGAGAUUUAGAAAGCCUUAUGCGCUCUUUGUGUUUUUCUUGAAACUUGUGGAGACUUUUUGGAUGCUGUAAGCUGUGUACUGUUAUCAACAUGUUUCCUGUAUCAUUGCAUUUCUUUGAAAACACUGAUGCAUUUGAAAGGACAUGUUCAUCCUUAGGUUUGCCUUUUGUUUUUCUCUCUCUAGUGAUUCAGCUCAGCUCACAGGGCUCCUCUCUUUUCACCCAAGUAUCGGUAAAUUUUUUUUCAUGUCUUCAGAAACCAAAUGUUUUACUUGGAAAUAGUUCUGCUGCGAAUCCCUGUGGUUUGGCCGUAGCCUUAGUCUCCUCAAGCAGACGAAACCAAGCAAAUAGUGACAUCGAUGCCUAGAAGGGGGCCCUCCUAUCAGGGCUGGGGGACUCCCAGGGGCUGGGGGAGAAGCUUCCGGAUGUUCACAGUUUUUGCAAUGACUAAGUUAAUUUGGAGAAAUCAUCUUAGUUCCAAUUCCUGUUGCUUACCCUGCUGAAAAAAAUCUUCCAUUUCACUUAGUCAUUUUGAUUGGUCUUUUACAGGCUGUGUGUGUUGAUUAUCAUGGCAGCAGGAUGCCCGGAUCAGUAAGACACACGGAACUCCAUCAAUUGCCUUUGGACAGUGUGUUCUUUACAGAAAGUUGACUUUAAUAAUGGCUUUUAAAGAGCAAACUGAUUGCAUCCAACUUGGGACUUCUAGACAUAGUAGAAAGGCAAAUGUUGUAAAUUCAUCAUGGUGGAACUUUUUUAAAACUUACUAAGCAUUCCACAAAGGAGUAAAAUGAAAACGAAACCUGACUUUUAUCUCAGAUGUUUGCUUGUGGCAAGCACAUUUGUAAAGUGUGGUGGUGUUUUAUAUCCUUGACUUCUGCAUUUGUGUACCUGUCUCAGGUCCUGCUUUACCUUCCCAUAGAGAAAUGUCUUUACUUCUUAACGUUUCAUCAGUUCGGAGAAACAGGCUCACCUCACUCUUCCUCUCUAGUAUUGAUUUUCUUUUUGAAACCGAAGCCAUUUAGGAACCCAGUCUGUGUCAAAAUUACAUGCAAAAAAUCCUCCUUAUAAUUGCAAUUUGAAAACUCAGUAACAUUAAGAACAUGCCUGGGACCAUCUUUUUGGAUGAAGCCUGGGCACCAGGUCUCUGUAGCUUGAGAUGUUUUGAUUGGCCCUGGAGGCAGAAUGGCUUUUCUGGAGAGAGUGACAACUCCAGGAGGCCUGAAGAUGAGGUUAGUGGCCCAGGCGUGAGACGGCAUCAUGAUUUGUGAGUGCGCUUUAAAAUCCGUAUGGAAUACAGCAGGCUCGUGGCCCAUGUCCAGUGGUCCACGGAGCAGGCCUUCAUCAUCCCAGGUCAUCCUGCCUGUGCUCGCUACUGCCCAUUGCAUACAGAGGUCCAUACAGUAGUACCCCCUCCUUUGGGGUGGGAACCAGAGGCUUUGGAAAGGUUGCAUUCCCUGGGUCAGCGCUCAGGUCCCUUUAUUCCUAGCGAGUCGGGCUGUCUUGUCUCUCCUAGAAGAGUCCGUGGGCAAAUCAUGCACAUCCAGAGCAUCAACCAUCCCUGUGCCUUUACCUCUGCUCAUAGCACAUGGUUUGACCCAGGUAGGGAACACCGGAGAUUCUGGGGCAGGCCGGGGCCAAAGUAGCACCUACUUACUCCGAGUUUUUGCGUCAAGCAUGCCUCAGAGUGCUCAGUCUGAUUCAGUAAAAACAAAACUAAAACUGGGGCUUCCCUGGUGGCGCAGUGGUUGAGAGUCCACCUGCUGAUUCAGGGGACACGGGUUCGUGCCCCGGUCCAGGAGGGUGCCACAUGCCGCGGAGUGGCUGGGCCCGUGAGCCAUGGCCGCUGAGCCUGCGCGUCCGGAGCCUGUGCUCCGCAACGGGAGAGACCACAACUGAGAGGCCCGCGUACCGCAAAAAAAAAGAAAAAAAAAAAAAAAAAACCUAAAACUGUCUAUUCCCUAGAAAGAUACCAGCGGGAUCGCACUGAGAUCCUUACACAGACUUGCGUCGCCCCCAUCUGACUCCUUUUCUUUCAGGGAGGAACGCCAUCCCAUAGUUUGUGGGGAUGCAGUAUGAACCAGGCUUGAUGUCAGAUGUAAACAGGAUGUGGGAAGGUGGCCCGCGGUUUGGGUUUUGACCUUUCCAUCCCCUCCCAGUAAAACCUGGGGAUUCGAUGCUUAGGAGGUGGUCUUAAUUAAAAAUGACACUUUUACAGGUGGUUUUCCUGCUGACUCUCUGGAAGCACACGUCUGUUUAUUCAUUUAGAGGCCUUUAAAUCUGGGGAGGAGGGGUGGAAGGGCACGGAGACAGCCCACGGCUGAGCCUGCCCCUGUCUGGGUGGGGUUACCUGAGUCCCUUUGGUAACUGACAAUGCUGUGAGGUUUCCCCGGCCAUGCCUGGUCUCUGAGCCUGACCCUGCCCUGCAUCCUUCAGCCUGGCCGGCCGAGCUCGCCAUCGUUACAGGGGACCAGCGCCUUCAGAGGCGUCUCUGUAGAUGUUCACGGGGCAGAGACCGACCUAGGACCUGAGCAUGCGCAGAGCCUUUGACUGCACGCAUGGCUGUCCAGACCAGUGUCUGCUCCACCUCCAGGGGACUGAGGGACCAAUAUCUGCCACCUCUGGCAUCUUUUUAAAGGGGAACAAAUUCUCUUUACAGCAUAUUAUUGCACACAACCGGUUUAGCAACCAGGCCAGUUCCCGGGGUGGGGAAAGGGAGUAUCAGAUAUGCAAAAAUUACUCCAAGAUGAUUUUAUCUUUCCUAUGUUACAAAUGUUAAAGGUCAUUUCGCAAAUUAGAAGAGAGCAUUUUCCCUUGGUUGUCUUUAAAAAUGAGAGGAUUGGAAAGAACCAGGGUGGGUUUUUUGUAUAUUUCUCAGAUUCUCGUUGAUUAAUAAAUACCCCGGUAUGUGUAUAUAAAUCACAGUAAAAUCAUCAAGGGAAAAGAAAACAUUUUGCAUGUAUAAAGCUUCCUGAAGGUCUCUUUAAAAAAUACCAAAGCUUGUUUAUUCCUUAUCAUUAACCCAAGCCCUUAUGAAAGUAAACACAAUAAAGAGUUAUGACUUGUAUUGUCAAAAAUGCCUGCUGGAAAGAAGUGGCUGCAUUAAAGCAGAAUGACGGAUGCAUCCUAACCAGGAGAGGCUGCCGUUUGGGUGUGUAAAGCCCGUGGUCUCCCCGUCCUUGGUUUGCACAAUCCUGUCUUCCGAGAUUCCAGCAGCCUUCAGGGAGGGGUAGGUACCCGACCUUUCCUUCAUUCCAUGCUCACUUUACCAUGGGUGUAUUUUAAUCUUGUAUAAAAAUAUGCAUGAGUGAGUCAUGCACAUGUAUACAUUAUGUAUUUGACAAGUGGUGGUAAAAACAAAAAAAAAAACAAGUUUGGUUUGUGUUUUUGAAAUGUCAGUACGUUUUGUGCCACUAACACUGUGAUGUAUAAAAGAGCUGUUUGAAUGCCUUUUAAUGUUGUGUUUUGUACUUUGGAAUCAUAUGGAAAAGUUUGAUUUGUAAUUUCAAUACAUAUUUUAAGUGUAUUGUGUCUUAUGUAGUUUGUCCCCCCUCCCCCGCCUUUAGAAGGGAUUUCUUUUUAAAGAUAUUUUGGCUGGA
Molecule: messenger RNA, 5578 nt
Organism: Mesoplodon densirostris (Blainville's beaked whale)
Lineage: Eukaryota; Metazoa; Chordata; Mammalia; Artiodactyla; Ziphiidae
Gene: RNF144A
Product: ring finger protein 144A
Exons: 9
Coding region: 452-1333 (293 amino acids)
Biological process (GO): protein polyubiquitination; ubiquitin-dependent protein catabolic process; positive regulation of proteasomal ubiquitin-dependent protein catabolic process
Cellular component (GO): ubiquitin ligase complex; cytoplasm; Golgi apparatus
Molecular function (GO): ubiquitin conjugating enzyme binding; zinc ion binding; ubiquitin protein ligase activity
Source: RefSeq, a predicted model, not a curated record